AUGAGCUCCUCUGCCCUCUCCGCUCUUCUCACAGUUCUCAAGGACAGGAUCCUGAAGGGAACCAAGACAAGAUCGCAAAAAGCUGGCCUCUUUGCCCUCUUGUCACUCCUCUUCCUCCUCGCAAAAUACCCGGACCGUGCAAUUGGCACACGCGCCAGGCCCGACCUCAAGGCGUUCUCCUGGAAGGGUCUGCCUCUGAUCGGCAACACUUACACCGUCCUAAAGAACCGCAACCAGUUCCUGGACACCAUUGUAGAGAACUUUGAGAAGUCCGAUAGCAGCGUCAUGUCAACGACAUUGCUGGGAUUGGGCCGAGUCAUUGCUAUCAACGAUCCUGUCUUGUUGGAGCACAUCCUCAAGACCAACUUUGAAAACUAUGAAAAGGGUUAUAUUCUCAACUCGACCAUGUCGCAGGUCCUCGGAAAUGGUAAGGAUGCAGCGCAAAAGGGUGGGAGUUAUGAGAGAGGAGGAUGGAAGACAGCCUCGCACGUCUUUUCGACAAAGAUCUACCGCGCCCUCAUUGACGGACCAUUUACCACACACUCGCUUCAGCUCUGCUCAGUCCUGGAUCGUGCUGCUCAGGAGGGUCGUCCCGUCGAUCUGCAGGCACUGUUCCUUCGACUGACUCUGGAUGCGUUCGCCAUGCUAUCCUUUGGACUGGAGAUCGAUUCGAUGGGCAAGGAUGGCAAUGAUCCCUUCGGAUCCGCCUUCGAUUACGCAGUCGUGGAGACAGACGAGCGUUUCAUGAACCCAUUCUGGAGAGUCACCGAGAAACUGACCAGCAAGUCGAAAAAGAUGAAGCAGGCUGUCAAUAUCAUUGAUUCAUAUGCAUAUGAUGCCAUCAAGAAAAGACGCAAGGAGACACCCGAAGAGGCUCAGGCUCGACAGGGUGAAACUGGACGCGAGGAUCUGCUGGAUUUGUUCAUGAAGUGGAGGGACGACGAUGGUCGCGCGCUGUCGGAUGUUGAGUUGCGUGAUGUCUUUAUCAACUUUAUCAUUGCGGGACGCGAUACGACAGCACAGGCACUCAGCUGGAUGUACUACGAGGUUAUGAUAAAUCCCGCUGUGGAGCAGAACAUCUGGCAGGAAGUCGACCAGCUCGGAAACCAGCCCAGCUACGAAAUGCUGACCAAGGAGAUGCGCUACUCGAACGCCGUUUUUCAUGAGGCCCUUCGUUUGUACCCACCAGUCCCCCGCAACCUGAAAACCGCCGUCGCUGACGAUGUCCUCCCUAACGGAGUCGCCGUUCAUGCUGGUGACCGCAUCAUGUUCUCAACCUAUGCGAUUGGCAGGAACAGGAAUGUUUGGGGGCCCCAGGCACCGGAGUUCUUGCCUGAGCGUUGGUUUGAGGGCAAUACCACCGAGCUGGAGAAGGGAUUGCUGGCCAAUAGGACCUACCCUGAGGGCCGCGUCUGGCCAAAGGUCCUUAAGGAGUCGCAGUUCAAAUUCUCGAGCUUCAACGCGGGACCACGCAUCUGUCUCGGUCAGACGUUCGCGACUCUUGAGGCCUUGACUGUAAUUAACAUGAUUUCGUCCAGAUUUCAGUUCAAGCUGGUCCCAGGACAGAGCCCUCCCGAGCCUGUGCCUUCAUUAACAUUGCCAAUGAAGUGCCCUCUCUUGGUCACUGUCGUCCGCAGACAAAAGUAGACGCACACACACGCGGUUGUUGUACUUAGAAAAUUGAU
Molecule: messenger RNA, 1685 nt
Organism: Gamsiella multidivaricata
Lineage: Eukaryota; Fungi; Mortierellomycota; Mortierellomycetes; Mortierellales; Mortierellaceae
Product: putative cytochrome P450 monooxygenase
Exons: 4
Coding region: 1-1647 (548 amino acids)
Molecular function (GO): oxidoreductase activity, acting on paired donors, with incorporation or reduction of molecular oxygen; heme binding; iron ion binding
Source: RefSeq, a predicted model, not a curated record